AAACUUGUGAUCCAUUAACAGCAACUCAUCCCUCAUUUUAUAUAUAUACAAACAUUUUGGGUAUUUGGGUGUCAUAAAACAUGGAUGAUUUCAAAGCAGAGAAAAUAGAGAGCCAAAGUGAGGUCCCGAUGGCUGAGGCGGCCAGGAAAGGCACCACCUUCCUCAAAACUUGUUUCAAUGGACUCAAUGCCUUGUCAGGUGUUGGAAUACUCUCAAUCCCAUAUGCACUAUCCCAAGGAGGAUGGUUGAGCCUAAUCGUUUUGUUUCUAGUAGCCAUCCUCUGUUGGUACACAGGACUUCUUCUCCGACGUUGUAUGGAUUCAAGCAUGCGCAUCAAAACUUAUCCUGACAUAAGUGAGCUUGCUUUUGGGUACAGAGGAAGAGCAAUAGUAUCGAUCUUCUUGUAUCUCGAGCUUUAUUUGGUUGCAGUUGAGUUUCUAAUACUUGAAGGUGAUAAUCUUCAUAAAUUGUUUCCCAACAUGGAGUUCAAAAUUGCUGGGUUGAAAAUUGGAGGAAAGCAAGGCUUUGUUCUGUUGACUUCCCUGGUAGUUCUGCCAUCAACAUGGCUGAAGAGUUUGGGAAUUAUGGCUUAUUUUUCAGCAGGUGGGGUUCUAGCUUCGAUUGUUCUUGUUGUUUGUGUGUUGUGGGUUGGAGCAGUUGAUGGAGUAGUUUUCCCCACCCUCUGCAACUCCAUGAAGGAUAGAAGCAAGUUCUCCAAGGUUUUGCAUGUUUGCUUCAUCACAAGCACAAUAAUCUACGCAUCAAUGGCUGUUAUUGGCUACCGAAUGUAUGGAGAACAUUUAAACGCUCAAGUCACCCUAAAUCUUCCAGUUAGAAAAACUUCUACAAAAAUAGCAAUUUGUACCACACUAAUCAAUCCCCUUACAAAGUAUGCUAUCAUAUUGACUCCAUUAGCUACUGCCAUUGAAGAAACAACAUAUCUUCGCAACAGCAGGACUCUUAGCAUCCUCAUAAGGACAGCACUUGUCGGAAGUACAGUAGUUGUAGCCUUAACCAUUCCAUUUUUCGGCUACAUAAUGGCCUUUAUUGGAGCAUCUGUCGAUGUCACUGGAUCUAUGUUGAUGCCAUGCCUUUGCUACCUAAAGAUUAACAAAGAUAGUAGAAGUUUUGGGUUGGAGUAGAUAAUAAUUGUUGUUAUCUUGGUGGGUGGCUCGUUUAUAGGCAUGGUGGGUACCUAUACAUCUUUCAAACAAAUUGUAAACCAUCUCUGAAAAGUCAAGAUGGUGCAAUGACCUUGGUAAAAUCAACACAUGCUAUCAAG
Messenger RNA from Rubroshorea leprosula, 1282 nucleotides. NCBI's taxonomy places the organism in Eukaryota, Viridiplantae, Streptophyta, Magnoliopsida, Malvales, Dipterocarpaceae. The record is from the annotation of a GenBank genome assembly.